Molecule: messenger RNA, 1104 nt
Organism: Aspergillus ochraceoroseus IBT 24754
Lineage: Eukaryota; Fungi; Ascomycota; Eurotiomycetes; Eurotiales; Aspergillaceae
Exons: 8
Coding region: 1-1104 (367 amino acids)
Biological process (GO): protein phosphorylation
Molecular function (GO): protein kinase activity; ATP binding
Source: RefSeq, a predicted model, not a curated record
AUGCAGUCCAUAAGCCGUGCCAUGAAGCGCAUAUCCUUCCUCCGUGCCAAACCUCUCCAGCUCUCACCACCAGUCUCGGGGACUUCCAUUCAUCAUUGCGAACUGGUGGAUGAAGAAAUCUGUCCUGGAUAUCGAUGGCAGGCUGAGCGCCUUGUUGCUCUAAAAAUUAUCAAUAACGACAAUCCCAAAGGCGCCUACCCCUCGCACCGCGGUCGUCCGGUGAUUCGCAAUUACCUUGACGACUUUGAAGUAACAGGUCCUAUUCUCCAAAAACGGUGUGAAGUCGAGAGAUUUCCUCUGUCAAUAGCUAAAGCGUAUAUUCUUAUUAUCUUAGCCGGCCUCGAUUACCUACACUCUGAAUGCAGGGUUGUCCACACUGACUUGAAACUGGACAAUAUACUCGUCACUUUUGAAAGGGAAGGCAUCCUCCCGAGAUUCUCUAUGCAAAGCAAAACCGAUCCAAAUACCGGGCGAGUUGUCUAUCGGUGUCACAACGACUUCGGACCUCUUGACUCGAGUAGACUAGGCAAUAUGUUUCCCCAAAUAACCGAUUUUGGUGCGGCGACUCUCCUCAGCAACGACAGGCACGAUGGCACUGUUCAACUUGGUACCAGUCCCAUACAACCCGACCAUUAUCGUGCGCCAGAAGUUGUCCUUGGUUGCGGUUGGAGCUUCAGUGCCGAUAUAUGGAAUUUGGGAGUUAUGCUGUGGAAUCUAAUUGAGGAUACGGAGCUAUUUACGCAGGUGCAAGAUGCACAAGGAAAUUAUGAUUCAAAAGCACAUCUCGCGGAGAUGAUAGCACUGCUUGGUCAACCGCCUAAGAAAUUGCUUGUAAUGUCGGAUUCCAUGGCACAGGUUGUUGAGUGGUCUCCGGCAAUCACAGACGAGAGGGGCAAGAUAUACAGUAAUAAUAGGGAUUAUUUUGAAGGACCGUUUUUUGAUGACAAGGGCAACUUCCUCUACGAUGAGCUGAUACCGACUCGGAAACUCGAAGAUACUGUUCCAUCUUUAGAAGCAGGCGAUAGGGAGGCUUGUCUGUCCUUUAUCAAACAAAUGCUGGCAUGGCUGCCCGAGGAGCGAAAGACGGAUCCGUUCCUCAACUGA